AUGGCUUCUACUACCCAGCACGUUUCGAAAUUUACCAAGUUCAUGAACUCGGAGACGGGUCCAAGGACAGUCCACUUUUGGGCCCCAGUGUUUAAAUGGGCAUUAGUUAUUGCUGGAAUAAAUGAUUUACAAAGACCGGUUGAGAAAAUGAGCGGUACUCAACAAAUAGCUUUGUUUGCCACAGGUGCUAUAUGGACUAGAUGGGCUGGAUUUGUGAUCCAACCAAGAAACUUUUUAUUGGCUUCAGUGAAUUUCUUUUUGGGGGGUGUUGCUGGCUAUCAAUUGAUAAGAAUUACUCAGUAUAGGCGCAAUUUGGGAGACUCGCCGAUGCAGGUUUUCAAGUACAUCAUAGGAGGAGAACCGGCCCAAAAUCAACAAGUCCUGGCUGAACAUGUUGACAAUGUUAAGAAUUAG
Molecule: messenger RNA, 414 nt
Organism: Lodderomyces oxycetoniae
Lineage: Eukaryota; Fungi; Ascomycota; Pichiomycetes; Serinales; Debaryomycetaceae
Product: mitochondrial pyruvate carrier
Exons: 1
Coding region: 1-414 (137 amino acids)
Biological process (GO): pyruvate import into mitochondria
Cellular component (GO): mitochondrial inner membrane
Molecular function (GO): pyruvate transmembrane transporter activity
Source: RefSeq, a predicted model, not a curated record